This is a messenger RNA of Melanaphis sacchari, 861 nucleotides long. RefSeq names its product phosphatidylinositol 4-phosphate 5-kinase 7-like. The transcript has 5 exons. NCBI's taxonomy places the organism in Eukaryota, Metazoa, Arthropoda, Insecta, Hemiptera, Aphididae. The record is from RefSeq and is a predicted model, not a curated record. Bases 1 to 861 code for a protein of 286 amino acids.
AUGACUUCUUCUGAAGAACCAAAAGGGGUUCCGGUAAAAUCAUUUAGAUUUUUGGAAAACUUUGACAACAAGUGUCCGCUUUCUGAAGUCAUUCCUGUUGAAAUCAAUCAUAAGUUAAAUGCAAUAUUUUACAGUUCGAUGGCCGAUUACGUUAUUGAUCACAAAGAACACUUGUCACCAUUAGAAACCACAGAAAUGCAGAAAAAACUUGAAACGAUCAGUGAAACACAAAACAUGGUUCGAGUGACGUACAAAUCGGGUAACUUAUUCGAAGGACAAUUAUUGUCCGAAUGGAUACCAAAUAACACAGGACGUUUACGCAUUGACAGUGGCGCCGUUUACGAGGGACAAUUAAACGACGGUAUUCCCGAGGGCAGGGGCGUCAUAAAAUGGCCGGACGGCAGUUGGUAUAGAGGCGAAUUCCUGAAAGGCCUUAGGCACGGCCGAGGACUGCACGUGUCCUGCGAAGACGGCCGCCGGUGGUAUAGCGGCGAAUGGACGGGCGGCCAGAGGAACGGACGGGGAGAAACGGCCUGCUGCGUCGGUCAACCGGACGGCGCGUUGAAUUACUCCGGUGACUGGGUGGACGGGCGGCCGCACGGUAGCGGCACUGCGAGUUGGCCGGACGGGACGCGGUACACCGGUGGCUGGUCACGUGGCCGACCGCACGGCCGCGGUAAGGCAGUAUGGCCAAACGACCACGUGUAUGAAGGUGAUUGGGUGGACGGACACAUGGACGGUACAGGUAUAUACGAAUGGAAUAGCAAUCAUAAAGACUACGAACGGCUUGUGCUUCUGUGCUUGUGUGACAAGUACGUUGGCCAAUGGUCAAAGUCAAAAAAACACGGUAAAGAUAAGUAA